CGCACUUUGAGCUGCAGCUGGACCCUGAAGAUCAAGAGCAACGCAGCAGAGGUGACCCAGCUCCUCCUUCCACCCCCAGGCUGUGCUCUGCCCAAGUGGGAUGGAUGUGGACAUAUUUCUGCUGUAGGAUGAAUAGAGACUGACCAGAAACUCAUAUGGAGAAGUCCUUGGAGGGGAACCUGAAAUGUUCAGAUAAACUGCUCAGUGUACGUAUUCCUGGUUUACAUUUCCACCUCCGUCAGGGGGGGAAGGUCAACCAUUCUUGAUUCCAGUUGUUGUAAGCAUGGCGUCUGAUGUGCCAUGCUCGUAGGGACUUUUGAGGAACGCUGCUAGUGCCUGUCUUCAGGCAGAGGCAGGAAAGAGGAGAAGAAGCAGGUCCUGCCCGUCCGUCCUCCCCAGCUGCGUGGUGCUGCCACUCCUCUGGUGUCAGAUGGAGCGAUUGCACGGUGGGAGGAGGCGGCUGAAGGAUCUGAUCCGUCGGAAAACGGCGCUGCCAAGAACGUGACUCACCGUCCAUCUGCCUGUGGCUGCCCCUGGCAGGGCCCUUCAGUGGCAGCCUGAAGUCACUCCUCAUUACACGGCGUCUGAAAUCACCACCUAAGGAUGUGGGUUUUGGAGGGAUUUGUCCGGUUGUAGCUGUGGGCUGUAGCGGGGAGGGGUGAUCCCACCACUGCCGUGCCUCUGGCCAGAUGUGCUGAAGGGCAGUGCGUGUACCAGGUGUGAGGCCAGUAGCCCUGUGCAUUUGGUUUGUCUCCGCUCAGUGAAGUGGUCAAGAGGUCCAGGGUGGUGGACCUUCGCUUUGCGCAGAGUUUUGAGCGCUCUCUUUCUGUUUCACGUGCCUUUGGUAGGCCCUUCUGCGCUGGAGCCAUUUGUGUCUUGCCACCACCUAUGUGCCGUGAGCUGUGCCGCCUGCCAUCGACUUCUUGCUGCUCCCCGGGGGAUCCACAGCCGGCGGGGAGAUUGUCUGCCAGGAAUCUCACCGUCCUUCUGCCCUUUUGCUUUCCCCUCUGCCCUGGCAGGAGGUGUGCAGGUGCAAGAAGACGGUGCAGUGAGAGAUGUGCGCUGUGACAGCAGAAGUGUGCAAAGAGGCAUCAUCCGAGUGCCUGACAUCGCCUCUGACGGGGCAGGAGCUGCUCCUGCGUCCCUGGCCCGGCUGUGCUUCCUGCCCGCCGGGAAACAAGGACGGCAGCGCCUCGGGGACAACGCCUGAACCUCUCUCUUGGGUUUGCUGGGAGAAAGACGGACUGUUGUGCCCAGCUCUGAGCGGCAUGGGAGAGCAGUGGUGAGUCUGGGCAGUCAAGCAGAGGAGAGGCAAAGGCUGUUUUGAGCUGCUCUGAGGAGAGCUAGCUCCACUGUGGAACUGCUUCUGGACUGGGGGCUUCCUUCUGUUUCUUGAGGUCUGAGCUCUUGAAAUCUGCCGAAUCUCAUGAUCGGAUGACAGGUUGGUUCCCAGCACUGGCAUCUCUUCGUGCCCCCAAGACACACUUGCUGCCCUUAGGAGAUAUGAAAGGGUUCGCCUCUGAGAAUUGGAGAUGGAGGUAGAGUCUUUGCUUCCACUUGCGCACGUGUGGCCCCAAACUCAUGGCAUGCUGUGAACACGUGUGGGUUGCAGGGUGAUGAACCAGGGCGCUGACAGACGGCAGGCGCUGCAAGAGGCAGACCCAGGCUGAAAGCUGUCCCAGGCAAGCAAUACUGAAAGUCUCUGUGCUCUCUUACAGAAAAGGUUGUACUAGCUACUUCCACAUCCCUCUGCAGUCAGAGUGUGCUGUUGGAAGGCUGGGAUGUGCAAACUCCUGCAAAAGCAGUGCCGCAAGUCCUGUUCAGAACCACAUGUCUAUGAAACGAUCUCCUUUCGAGAAUUCCUGUAAAAGGGCUGUGAGUGUUCUUAAUCCCGAAGAAGAAAUCUAGCGAUAUCCUGCCAGGCUCAGAAAGCAGCGCACAGCCCGUGGAGGCAUCUCUGCGUCCUUCACCUCACACAGCUGCAGCAGAAGCAUUUGACAUGAGAGUGGAAAGACAGCUGACGUUCAGCACUCUGGGUCUUGUGGCGUUGGGCUGUCCUCUUUGUUUUGUCCAGUAUGGAUGUGCAGUUUCACCGAGUCUCCUUCCCUUUGGAGACAGUGACAUCCUGUACGCAUUAAACCUGGGAUUACACUUACCCCCGAAGUCCAACGUGGAGCCCAGUGCCUCAAUCCAGUUUGGCCUGAUGCAGUUGAACUGCCCACGUGCUCUUUGAUGCCUCUUUCUUCUGGCCUCCCUCGCAUCCUUUCCUCCUUAUGUUUCCUAGUUUUUCUGAUGUCCAGGAAAGGUUCCUCUGUUGGGAUCUUCAGGCCCUGCGUGGAUACCGUGCUCCGUUAACGGGCUGCUCUAAUGCUGUGGAAAAGCCAUCCAGAAGUGCCUCUGUUACAUGUCUGAUUUUUCUUUCUGUGUGGUGACUCUUGUCCAAGUUCUCAACUUCUUUCAUAGUCAAUAAAAUAAGGCUUUGAGCUCUUUCUUUGUAUGCUUUCCCCUUUCGUCCAUGAUUUUAUUUUAACGCCUUCCCCUUGCCUUACGGAGAACCUUGAUGUACCUGGGACGCAGGUUGUCAGUAACAACCCUACAUCGACUGGUGGCAUGGAGGUGUCCAGCUGCGGUGGGUAACGAUCCCUCUCCUGGCUGCCUUUGCCCCUUGCACUGAAACUGCCGAGAUGGAUUUCUGCUAAACAAAUCACGAGUUCCUGCAGUUGCAGCGGUUUGAUGCUCCUCGCUUAGAGAAAGACCGAGUCUUUGGCUGGUCCCGUGUCUGCCUGUCACAUGCUUAAAGUGCUGUUCUGGAAGCCACUUAAUUACAGGCCUAGUGAGAUGGGCCAAGCUGUCCUCUCUUCUGAUAGAGAUCUCCCGAGGGCUGCUUUAAUGGCGCUGUCAGAUGUUUCUGCAUUCCUACAUGGAGCAAUUACUUAUCCCGUGUAAUUUGCCCACUGAUUGAGGAGUUCUUCCACAAGAUAUGGUACUUGUUCCCCUUCCACAGCGCUUGGUGUUUUCUUCCUGCUUUAGUUUGGCAGCCAGGCUCAUGGUCAUCUCAGGAGGGGACCCUUCUUCCGAAAUUCUUCUAUCCAACACCUCAUUCCCUUUAACGGAGAUCUCUGCUGUUCCUGUGGUUGUUUCGUGGCAGUUUAGUCUAGUUUGCAUGUAAUUGAACAGCACGGGUGCCAGGCACUUUGCAGCAUUACUGCGUGCCGUGGGGCUUUGGGUGUUCAUAGACCAGACUGGUGGGGAGAGGAAGGAGCUGCAGCUCAGGCACUGUUUCACUAUGCUGAGUUGCCCGGGAUCCGAAAGGUUCCUAUUUUCCCCAGCUGGACUGACUUUCCAUGUGGAGAUGUGGACCUGAGAGGCAGCAGGCAUCUCUUGACGGUGCAGGUGCUGCAUCAACAGGGGCACAGAUUGUAUUUCUUGAGGCACCCAUUUCUCGCCUGACGUCUUUUCUAGCUGUUUGGGAGAUGCGAGCAGUCACUCGAGUCUCUUCUGAUGCCAGUGCUGUCGGAGCCCCCUCUGCCCUCGGAGCGCUGCAUCCCAGGUGACGGUCCGUAGGAGCUCAGAACAUCUUUAUGGGCAGAGGCACCCCUGGGCCUGGCUUUUGGAGUUGACGCCAGGGAGCCCGUGUCUUCAGCUCAGCCCUCAGACAGAGACGUGCCUUCUGUCAGGGUCCAGAUUUCAGAGGUGUCUUUGGUGGCCUCCGUAUGUUCAAAGCUUGUCAUUUCGCUGGUGGGGCCGAUUAUCUCACUGGACCUCCCAUCCCUGCCAUGGAAUUUGCAACCGCUGCACAUUUGUACGGCAGCAACGUGGGUAUGGGGGAUGGCUUUAAUUAGCUGAGUCUCGUCUGGGACCUGGAGGCCGCCAGAGCGUGGAGAAGUCCAUUGGAAACCAGCAGAGCCCCAGGAUCAGAUACGGGUGGUUGUGUUGAAGGAAAAGACCUGCAUGGAGCAGCAGAUCUUUCCUCGAGAUUGGGGGUUAGCAAGGCGGAAACAAGCCACAGCGCUGGUCUGGCACCUCCCAAACGCUUAGGAGCGAUGGCUCCUCCCUUGGCAGUUUGCUUUCUCCCCCCACCCCUUUGCCGUGUAUAUAAGGCCCCCUCGAAGCAGCCUUGGCACAACACAACCCACCCCAGCAAGGCAGACAGCGAGCUGCAGCUCCACUUCCAGCACCUCUGCUCUUGAGGAGAGUGACCCAGACGGCCUUCAGCAUGGACAGAUGCAAAGUUCAGUGCUACGACUACCCCACCUGCCCUGAUGUUGUGAAAGCUCCUAGAGAGGAGGUUGCCUACGUGACCUGUACCUACAGGUCAACAUGCAUCGACCAACCUGACUACCUGGCCACCAUCGAUCUCAACCCCAGAUCUCCAUGUUAUUGCCAGGUGAUCCACCGCCUGCCCAUGCCCAACCUCAAAGACGAGCUGCAUUCCUCGGGGUGGAGCGCUGGCUGCACCUGCUUUGACAAUGUCACAACGAAAAGGAACAAGCUGAUUCUUCCCUGUUUGAUUUCUUCGCGCAUUUACGUGGUAGAUGUGGGGUCACAGUGCCGGGCUCCCAAGCUGUGCAAGAUGAUUGAGCCAGUGGAUGUCUUCUGGAAGUGCAACAAGGGAUACCUCAACGUACCUCGUAGCCUGCCCAAUGGCGAUAUUCUGAUUGCCAACACGGGAGAUCCGUCUGGCAAUGCGAAAGGUGGCUUCAUUGUGCUGGAUGGAGAGACCUUUGAGCUGAAGGGGAACUGGGAAAACGAGUGUGAGACCCCCCCAAGUGGAUACGACUUCUGGUACCAGCCACGCUACAAUGUUCUGAUCAGCUCUGCCGGAGUAGUCCCAAAACGCGCAGGACGUGGAUUUUGUCCCAACGACUUGAAGAAAGGGGUCUAUGGGCGCCGCCUGAACGUGUGGAACUUGUCCUGCCGCUCCCUCAUCCAGUGCUUUGACCUGGGGGAGGACUCUCUGCCCCUGAGUGUGAAAUUCCUGCACAACCCCGAUGCUGCCGAGGGAUACGUCAGCUGUGCCCUGAGCGGCAUCGUCUACCGCUUCUACAAGUGCGAGAGAGACAACUGGGCAGUAGAAGAGGUGAUUCGGAUACCGGCCAAGGACGUGACGGGAUGGAUUAUGCCCAAGAUGCCAGCCUUUACCGUCGACCUCAUCAUCUCAGUGGAUGACAGGUACCUGUAUCUCUGCAACUGGUGGCACGGAGACAUCCGCCAGUACGAGCUCUCCAAGACCUGCAAGCCCCGGCUGGUGGGACAGGUGUUUGUGGGAGGCAGUAUCCUCAGAGGCGGACCCGUGACUGUGUGCCGAGACGAAGAGCUGAAGUGCCAGCCGGAGCCCUUGGUGGUCAAGUGCAAGAGAGUGUACGGCGGCCCCAGCAAACUGCAGCUCAGCCUGGAUGGCAAGAGGCUGUACGUCACCAACUCCCUCUACAGCACCUGGGACAAGCAGUUCUACCCCAACGUGGUCAGGGAAGGCUCUGUCAUGCUGCAGAUUGAUGUGGACACUGAGAGGGGAGGCCUGACGGUGAACAAGAACUUCCUGGUGGAUUUUGGAAAGGAGCCCAAUGGGCCUUGCCUUGCCCAUGACAUCCGCUUUGCUUCUGGGGAUUCCACCUCCGAUAUCUUGGCCUAGGCGCCACGUGAAAGACUCCCUUCUUCUCUCUCUCCUGUAGUGCAGCCGUUAAGAAAGAGCGUAGGGUAAUUGGGUCGGGGGGUCCCCAUUCAUUGCUGGAGUCUAGAUUUCUGCUAACAUGAGCUACGGAAGCUCUGCCUUGCUGCGAGGGUUUGGUUGGGGCAGAGCAGUGAACAGAGACACAUGGCACGUUUUCAGAGUUGUUUGCAGUGCAAAGCCAUCCCCGGGCAUGAUUCCCAGGGCAGAGCCCGGGGCGAUUGCUGAGAUGUGCAGGAUGCACAGUGCCUUUCGGCAGAAAGUGAAGUGCCCAGUUCGUCUGAGUUGUUGUUCUUCAGCCAGGUCAUUCCUGGAUGGUCUUCCCCUGGCACGAGAGCCCUCCUGGCUCCCUGGCACAUGCUUGGGUCGCUCUGCGUCACCGCUGAAGGAAUAUGAAGUGCUUUAUUUUGAAAAGAGGUGCCUGUUUCCUGACA
Chroicocephalus ridibundus (black-headed gull) is the source of this 6102-nucleotide messenger RNA. Its product is annotated as methanethiol oxidase-like. The record is from RefSeq and is a predicted model, not a curated record. Gene Ontology annotation, molecular function: selenium binding. Lineage: Eukaryota; Metazoa; Chordata; Aves; Charadriiformes; Laridae. The transcript has 14 exons. The coding region runs from base 4217 to 5632 and encodes 471 amino acids.